Messenger RNA from Scomber japonicus (chub mackerel), 1485 nucleotides. RefSeq names its product zinc finger, matrin-type 3 (gene zmat3). The record is from RefSeq and is a predicted model, not a curated record. The transcript is spliced from 6 exons. Bases 1 to 1485 code for a protein of 494 amino acids. NCBI's taxonomy places the organism in Eukaryota, Metazoa, Chordata, Actinopteri, Scombriformes, Scombridae. Gene Ontology annotation, molecular function: nucleic acid binding; zinc ion binding.
AUGAUGGCGCUACAGCUGAAGCACGGGGAUGCAGCGUACUACCAGAGUGCAGAGUACUGCAGAAAUUACACUUCGCCGCCUGUCAGCUACGGUGACAGCAGCCAUUAUCUCCCCCGUUUGCCAGGCCCUGAGACCAUGUUAAAGCCUCCGCUCAGUCUCUUCAGCCAUCCACAUCAACCUUUCCAUCAUAUGGACUCUCUGCACCAGCUGGGACCUCCACCAAUGGCGCCUACACAGCCUCUCGGCCCACCACCAAUGGCCCCUGCUCAAGCAAUUGGACCCCCAACUAUGGCUCCCACCCAGACCCUUGGGCCCCCUCCAAUCACUGCUACUCACACCUUAAGGCCUCCACCUAUUACCCCCACACACAGUUUAGGCCCUCCUCCAAUGGCUCCCCCACAGCCACUGGGGCCUCCACCAAUGGCACACACCUUGGGGCCACCACCGAUAGACCACACACAAGCAAUGGUGCCUUCAGCCAUGGACCUCACACAACCAUUGGGGCCUCCACCUCUGAAUCCUGCACAUGCACUGAUGCCCCCACCUGUAGUGGCGCCCGGAGCUGGCAGAUACCCGCUCCCUCCAAGCCCCCUAUCCUGCCCUCUCGCUCCAGUCCCAGACCACUCACAGCUACCCCCAAGGCCCCCAGGACCGGUCCUCAUCCCAGCCCCAGUGUCCGGUCUCAUACCCGGUCCUCUCCCGGGUCAGGCAGCCCCAGCCAGCGAGCAGCCACAGGACGAGGGCUCUCCACUGGGCAUGGAGGAGCAGGAGGACUCUCUGGGGCUGGAAGAACUGUGUAAACCGCUGUACUGUAAACUCUGCAACGUUACCCUCAACUCCGCUCAGCAGGCACAGGCUCACUACCAGGGGAAGAACCACAGCAAAAAGCUGAGAAAUUUCUACGCUGGUAGUCAACAGCCGCCUGCCAUCAGGAUCCCAGAGUCCCUCGAGGCGGAUGGCCAGACGGCCCUUGGCUCAGGGUCCACCGACGGUGACACUGGGAAGCAGGCACUGUAUAAGGGGGCUACACGGGUCAUUUUGGCCACAGAGAACGACUAUUGUAAGCUGUGUGAUGCCUCCUUCAGCUCGCCGGCAGUUGCACAGGCCCACUACCAGGGCAAGAACCACGCCAAGAAACUGCGGCUCGCUGAGGCUCAGCAGAACACCAACAUGGAAGGCAGUAGUGAAGCAACCCCAAGAAGAAACAGGAAAGAUGGCAGUGAAUACAGACUGGUGAAAAAUCGUCGUAGCCAACAGCUACCUCCCUCCAUGCCAGGGCCAUAUUACAACCCCAGACCAAGGCAGCGCAUCCCCAGGGACUUAGCUAUGUGCGUGACCCCCAGCGGACAGUUCUACUGCUCCAUGUGCAACUGCGGGGCCGAACAGGAAACAGACUUCAGGCAACAUCUGGAGAGCAAGCAGCACAAAGCUAAAGUAUCCGAGUUAAGAUACCGCAACGAGAUGGAGAACCUGGGCUACAGCUAA